AUUCGCUUAGUAAUUUCGAGCCAACCUUCGCGUCGCGUCCACGGUAUUUACGCUAGAAAACGAGUGUUAAAAAUUUCUCCGCCAAGUCGCGCCGCGGUUGGAAAGUUUACAUUAUAAUAAUAUACACAAAAUGUCGGAAUACCCGGAUCAUCUCAACCCGUUCAAACGCAGCGGUUUACGCGAAUCCUUCCGGUCUAUGAAGAGCGCUUUUAAUAUACGCUUUCGAAAAAAGGAUCGUUCAAAGGACCGUAAUUCAGUUUCGACCACAAAUUCACAAACAGAAGCGCGAUUACGGCAUGGCGAGAAGACUAAUGGCGUGCAAGUGCCGCGAAGCGAGACAAUCAUCGGGACGACCGGGACGCCGGAAAUGUUGCCCCGGUCGAGGUUUACGGAGCGGGUAGCGCGGUCACACACCAUGGAUUUACGGAAUGUGAAUAAUCCCAAUCCGUUCGACGAAGAUGACAAAUCAGAAAAUACCAAGGGUGGUGUGGCAGUAAAAGUGUCGGAUACCGCGAGGCGGGGACGACGUAAGAAACGAGCACCACUACCACCGGGUGCUCGAAAUAAUUUAACCGUUCCGGGUGAGCAUAAUAAUUCCCAGUGGAGUAUAGAUUCUUAUACAUCUUAUGACACUGAUUAUUCGACGACUGCGCACACGCAUUCAGAGAAUGAAGACGCGCAUUCGGAAAAUGCUGAGCGACUGAAAGACAUUCAAGAGAUAAGUAAAGAGAUUCAGCAGGUGUUUUGUGAUACAGAAACUACUGAUGUAGUAGUUACGGAUAAGCAGGUGAAUGAAACAGGCGAAGAAAGUAAAGAUGAUAAACCUCUAAGUGAGGUUAUACCUGUUUCCGUAGACACGGACACACCAGUAGAUAAAACAAUAACUUCAACGGAAGAAGUUAAAGUAAAUGGUGAUGUACAGAGUGAAACUGAAGUUAAAGAAAAUACUAGCAAACCGGAAACAGAAGAAAAAGAUGAAAAUGCAGCUGAUAAUGAUACUACUACCAAUAAAGAAGUGGUAGAAAAAGUGGAUGUAAAGGAAGAUGUGCAUCCUGAAGAAAUUAAUAAUAAUAUACAAGAUGAAACCCCAAAAUCCCAAGAACACCAUGAAGUAAUAAGCAAUGGUCAUACUGAAAUUAAAGAGCAAUUAGAACCGACGCCAGAAGAAAGGAAAAAUGAAGAUAAAGUAAACUGUGAUACACCCGAGCAUGAAAAGUCAACUGAAAUAAACAACACAACUGUAUCUACUGACGUACAGCAAGAGAAACCGGAAGAUAAUGGUGAUAUCGAUGUCGAUGUGAUUUGCAAUUCUGAUAAUGUGGCUUACGUUGACCGGAAGUCUAUAUUCAUCGCAGGAUCCACUGAUAAUCUGGAUGUGCAUCAGUGUACUGAGACGACGUUGUUCAUCACUGGUUCCUGCGACCAGUUGGAUAGCAACAAGGCGCCGACACCGAAAAUGCGCAAACACAAAUUGGGCAGGGAGACAAUGCUCGGGUCAGCGGGUGAUAGCCUUAAUAUUUGUAGUGAGAUGCAGUGAUAAAAUGCAACAAAGCGUGCGGCGGAACGCAAACAGUCAUUACUAAUUAUAGCUGAUAGGUGCCUUACUUAUAUUACUUAGUUAUCGAAAGCAAUUGCAUAGUUAUUUAUUGAUACUCCUAUUAAAUUUCCAGUUGAGAAGUUAUGUGUGCUUGAAACAUAUCUUAGAGCGAGAGCCAGUGACGGCCAGACUUUCGUCAUUUUAGGAAAGAUGAAAUUUUGUCCAUGUGUUUCUCCAGCACAGGUAAGAACGAUCCCCAAUUAUGAAACCUGGAUCGUGGUUCCUUUGGCAGUUAACAGCCAACAAAGAUGUACAAAUGAUGACCUAUGUUUCGUUAUUUUAGCAUACUCCAUUUUUGCAUAUUUUGUUCGUCACAUUAUUAUAACAUGCGCUGCUCAUUGCCAGUCACCUGGUAUGGUUCCAACCCUAGCCAGACACCCCUAAAGUAUAUUUUUUUUAACUUUUUUACUUUCGUUAUAUUAGGAAAGCUGAAUUUGAUACACAUUAUACAGAGAGCUAUGAAACUGUGUUUUCAAGCACGCCAGACAGUUUGGUCGGUUCUAUCAUCCUGCCAGACGCACUGAAAGUGUAUAAGAGUUGCAAAAAUUGAAUUGUUUAUACAUGAAAUUUUCGCAUAAUAGUAAUUUUAUUUCAACAAAUAUUUAAUAAUAAUCAUCACUGUUAUCGAUAUCUCCAUUUUCGCCAUCACUGCAACUCCAGUCCGAUGUUUGAUCGUUAUCAAUAUCGCCUGCUCCGUCCGUUUAUACAAAAAUAAAAUAAAAUCAAUUUAACUGAAGCUUUUAAUAAAAAAAAUUGCGCAACUUUGAUGCUAGCAGCUUACCACCUUGCAAGAGUGAGCUACUUCAACAAUUUUUGCGAGCGAAUCAUAUAUGUUGUAUAUGGAUUAUUAUUAAAUAUUUGUUGAAAUAAAAUUACUAUUAUGCGAAAAUUUCAUGUAUAAACAAUUCAAUUUUUGCAACUCUUAUACACUUUCAAUGCGUCUGGCAAGAUGAUAGAACCGACCAAACUGUCUGGCGUGCUGGAAAACACAGUUUCAUAGCUCUCUGUAUAAUGUGUAUCAAAUUCAGCUUUCCUAAUAUAACGAAAGCAAAAAAAAGUUAAAAUAUAAUAUACUUUAGGGGUGUCUGGCUAAGGUUGGAACCAUACCAGGUGACUGGCAAUGAGCAGCGCAUGUUAUAAUAAUGUGACAAACAAAAUAUGCAAAAAUGGAGUUUGCUAAAAUAACGAAACAUAGGUCAUCAUGUGUACAUCUUUGUUGGCUGUUAACUGCCAAAGGAACCACGAUCCAGGUUUCAUAAUUGGGGAUCGUUCUUACCUGUGCUGGAGAAACACAUGGACAAAAUUUCAUCUUUCCUAAAAUGACGAAAGUCUGGCCGUCACUGGCUCUUGGUCUAUCUGUAUUUAUAUAUCAAAAUGAAGUCAUGUAAAUUUAAUGCAUUAUGUAUGACGAGGCGUCACUUGUUAUUAAUGCGAUGGAUUUGUAUAGACAAUUUUAAGAGAUUAUUACGUUUCUUUCGUAAUGACCCCUGAAUACAGAUUAUUUGGGGUGUAAAAAUUGCAAGGUCAGACAUUGUAGACAUUGCAGAGCAGAGUUGAACCUGGAUGCUUUGGCGCAUGCGUUGCUUCUUUGAGCUGCUGGCGCACGCUUGCGAGGCUUUCAGUCGCGGCGUGUCUUGCGUGUAGGUUAUACGUACAUUCGAGUCGGCAUGUCGUAUUAAAUUUGAUCAAUUGACAGUGUUUAUUUGUAGUAAAUCGUGUAAUUGUCGAUAAACGCGAACAAAAUGUGGAUACACUU
Molecule: messenger RNA, 3353 nt
Organism: Dalotia coriaria
Lineage: Eukaryota; Metazoa; Arthropoda; Insecta; Coleoptera; Staphylinidae
Exons: 4
Coding region: 131-1537 (468 amino acids)
Source: RefSeq, a predicted model, not a curated record